AUGGGUGAUCGUAUAUCAGUGUUGGAUAUUACUUGUAUUCGAAAUAUGUCUGCUACGGAUCGUCUAAAUAAAUUAAUUCAAGGUGAAAUUAGUAGUCUAAAGAUUGCUAAAAUGUCCAACGUACAUACUUCAGAUCUUGACGAUAUAAUC
Messenger RNA from Racocetra fulgida, 150 nucleotides. Lineage: Eukaryota; Fungi; Glomeromycota; Glomeromycetes; Diversisporales; Gigasporaceae. The record is from the annotation of a GenBank genome assembly.